AUGGUGAAGAAGAAGAUCCCCAGCGCCACCGCCAGCUCGACGAGUGGAAGCGUCGCCGCCAAACCUUCCUCGAUCCUUUCGAAGGAAGGCGCCCCGAGCGCUCCUCCCCCAGCUCCGGCGCCGCCGGCGCCACCGAGCUCAGCAGCGAGGCCCGCUGCGGAGGAGACCAGGGCUCCACCUACGAAGAGGUCAAUCGGCGGUUUUGCCGAUGAAGAUGAUCUCCUUGACAUUGAUGAUGAUUUCAUUGAGCCUCCACCCAAGAGGGAUCUACGAGGUGUAAUAUCCUCUUUAGAGGCUUUUGCCUCUCAAUUCACCUCUCUGGAGGCGGACAAAAUUCGGCUGCAAGAGGAGGCUAAGUCUUCCUCUUCAAAGCUGGAUGGCGCCAUCAAAAAGGCCGCCAUAGCCCGCCAGGAGGUCGACUCCCUGAAAGAAGAGCUGAACAAGCUGAAGGAAAGGCUGAAGGAGGAGGAAGCUCGAGCGGCAGAAAAGGAUGAACUCCUUCGUCAGUCUGCCUUAGCCCUGCUUGAAGCCGCCAGCAUCCCUGCUACUGCCUUGGACAAAGUUUCAGGCAACUCCCCGGCAAAUGGUGUGUCAAUGGUUCUUGCCACCCACCAGCUUACCCGGGAGCUGCUUGACAAGGGAAAGGGUGCUCUGACGCGGAUGCAUUCAAUGAUAUUCCCCAAGGCCAAGCAAGAGAAGACUCUGGGACAGCUGAUUGAUGCCUUCGCAGUCGACACCAAGGAGGUCAUCGAGGUAUUCAAGCGCACCUCACGUACCUAUGGUGCCCUUCUUGCCUUCCAACUUAUGAUGGGUUACGGCUUUAAGGCUGACAUCGAAGAAAUGACCAAAGAGCUGCCGAAAGAGAAAGAUGGGCGUCUUGUUAACUUAAGCGCUUUUACAGCGUCCGCCCGUACUUGUGCUCGCCAGCUCCUUGAUUUAGUUUCGUCGGGAAAGGCAUCGGCUGGCCCCAGCCUGUCGACUCAGACUCAGGCUCCUUGA
Messenger RNA from Lolium perenne, 999 nucleotides. Lineage: Eukaryota; Viridiplantae; Streptophyta; Magnoliopsida; Poales; Poaceae. The record is from RefSeq and is a predicted model, not a curated record.